Theobroma cacao (cacao) is the source of this 1767-nucleotide messenger RNA. NCBI's taxonomy places the organism in Eukaryota, Viridiplantae, Streptophyta, Magnoliopsida, Malvales, Malvaceae. The record is from RefSeq and is a predicted model, not a curated record.
AUGAGGUGUUUUCUUGGGAGUUAUCAAUUCAUCUCAUUCCUCUUUUUUUACUUGUAUUCUCAAGCUUACAUUUCGUCUUGUUUUACUUCUUCAAAGCAAAGGCCAUCAUGGUCUCACAAUGAGGGUCAGGCUUUGCUUCUCUUCAAGCAGACCCUCUUUAUUGAUCAUACUGCUUCGUUACUUUGCAAUUCAAAUUAUGGCAGUCCUACGUAUUCUUUUCCUAAGACAGACUCAUGGAAGGAAGAUUCAGAUUUCUGUUUAUGGGAUGAAGUCACUUGCGAUGGCGUUACAGGUCAUGUGAUUGGCCUUGAUCUUAGUUGCAGUUGGCUUUAUGGUACCAUUCCUUCCAACAGCACUCUUUUCCUCCUUCAACACUUGAAGAGGCUCAAUCUCGCAUUUAACAAUUUCGGGCAAUCCAAGAUUUCAGCUAGGUUUGGUCAGUUCCCAAAUUUAACACAUCUUAACCUCUCUACUUCAUUUUUUUCAGGCCAAGUUCCAUCCGAAAUCUCACAUCUUUCCAAGCUAGUUUCACUUGAUCUGUCUAGGUUCAGUCUGCCUGGUGUCGGUGAACAAGAGCCGUUUCAUGCACUGAAGCUUGAAACAACAACUCUGAAAAGGUUAGCUAAGAACUUUAGCGAGGUAAAAGAACUUUUCCUUCCUGGAAUAGACAUGUGUUCAGUUGACCCUGUUCACUUAGUGAACCUUUCUUCCUCUUUGACAUCUCUUAGUCUGGAUGAUUGUGGAUUAAAUGGGACAAUUUCGGACAUAAUUUUUCAAUUUCCAAAUCUGAAGUUGCUCAAAUUAGGUAACAACCCUGAUCUUCUGGUUUAUCUUCCAAAGUCCAAUGGGACUAAUACCCUUGAAGUCUUAGGCUUAAACAGACUAUUCUUGUUGGAGAAUUGUCUGAUUCAAUCAGGGGGUCAUAUUCCAAGCUCAAUCUUUCAACUUGUAAACCUCACCGUGCUUGAUCUAUCAUUAAAUAACUUUAGUGGCAUUGUUGAGUUAGACAUGUUUUCCCAGCUCCAAAAUCUUGAAUCACUCGAUCUUUCUCUUAAUAGUCUGUCAUUGAGCUCAGAGAAUCAUGUCGACUACACAUGGACCAAACUCCAGUCCUUGUCAUUGUCGUCUUGUAACUUGAGUGAAUUCCCCAAUUUCUUGAGAGGUUCAAAAGCGUUGAAGUUUUUAGACCUUUCCAAAAAUAGAAUUCAAGGCAAGAUUCCCAAAUGGAUGUGGAAUGUGGGGAAGGAAUCUUUGUUACAUUUAUACCUUGAUCAUAAUUUUCUAACAGGUCAUUUGCAAUUAACAUGGAGGAAUGCUGUAAUUCUCUACCUCCAAUCUAACCUGUUUCAAGGAGUGCUUCCAAUUCCACCCGUUCAGAUAUCUUUCUUUUCCAUCGCGAACAAUUACAUGACGGGGGAGAUUCCUUCUUUCAUUUGCAUGCAGAAGUUCUUCAAAAUAUGUGGAAGGAAGUCGUCAUAUGAUUAUUCGGUAGUUCUGACAAUAAAAGGACAAGAGGUUGAAUUGGUGAAAGUUUUAACCAUAUUCACAAGCAUUGAUCUCUCCAAUAACUACUUCCAGGGCGUGAUUCCAGAAGUUAUAGGAAAGCUUAAUUCACUCAUAGUGUUUAAUCUUUCUCAUAACAACUUCUUUGGUCAUAUUCCACCAUCCAUUGGAAACUUGACCAAUCUUGAAUGGUUAGAUUUCUCAUUGAACAAGCUUAUUGGCAAGAUACCUCGGGAAUUGGUAGAUUUGACAUUUCUAAUUUAG